Molecule: messenger RNA, 372 nt
Organism: Anisakis simplex (herring worm)
Lineage: Eukaryota; Metazoa; Nematoda; Chromadorea; Rhabditida; Anisakidae
Source: the annotation of a GenBank genome assembly
AUGUGUCGCUACAGUGUUCUACUUCUAGUCGCUGCUCAACUGGCGAUCUUCAUCAGUGCCUUCCCACAAAAUGAGGCGAGCCUUCCAGAUGGUUCAAAAAAGUUUCUGACGGGAAAAGACUAUGAGCAUGGGGACCAUGUUCCUGAUGACGAAAUGACCCGCGAGGAAUCAAUCGACAAGGUCGAAAAAGAAAGAACUGAGAUUAUUGAAGCUAACUUAAAGGAUCCGAAUAUCAUCGAGGGAGAUAUCAUUGUUCCACCAAAUGCGAACGGUUCUAUUCAUCGUAGAUCAGUCUAUUCUGAUGAACGUAUGCUUUGGCCGAAUGGGCGAGUUCCAUAUGAAAUCAGAUCUUCGUACGACAGCAAACAGUAA